AUGCCAUCUACAUAUCUUUUGCGUCAAAAGGGGCUGAGAAACUUUUCUAAACUUGCCCAAGGCUCUGAGAAAUUAUCUUUGGCGGGCAUUUCUUUGUUUUCUUCAGAGCAGACCUCAUCUUCUUUCGUAAAAAUCAUUAGUUCAGAUCCCGUGUUGGGUUCUCCAUUAAACAUUGCGAGAGACCGGUGUGUUGUUGACCAGCGAAAGGCAAUUUCUGUAGUUGGAAUUAUAACUCGUUCUUUGUCGGGUCCCCUAGUGCCUGGUUCUUCUUGUCAGCCCUGUUAUUACAUCAGUGAUCUGUUGUCUUCUGAGCCGCGCCGAAGAUCCUUGCAAAGUCCACUACAGAGGAGCUUAAUGACGGCUUGCAGUUCUCUGUUAGGUAGAGUCGAGCUAUCUGCUCAAAAUAGAAUGAGCUUAAACAGAAAAAGUGGGCAGGCGAUGAAUUUCGUUGUUAGGAUAGAUGCCUCUGAUUACAAGAAACGCAUUGACUGCCUAAUAAGAGUUUGUGGGAGCCUAAAAAAUCAAGAACCUCGGGGAAAUAAUAUGAUCUACAAGUGCUUCUGGUCAGGUGCUGAUGGGAAGGGUUGGUCACGUAAUCCCUUCUCAGAGACUGGGACGAAGGAUUUUCACUCAUCGACUGGAACAUCAUAUUCAGCCGGUGCUGCUACUGACGUGUCAUUUCAUGGGACUACGCGAGAAGAACAGUUUGACAGUUCCACGGGAUCAUCUGACCAGUACGUUUUUUCGGCUUUUGUAGUUUCUUGUUUAUUUAUUCCAUUAAAUUCUUUUAGAAGCUUAUGAAAUCUGUGUAAGUAUAUAUAUUAUAUAUGUUAUUAUAUUUAUCUACACUUAUCUGGUUGCGUGGGUUUUUCUGUAUUCAUUUGCGUAACCAUUAUUACGAAAGUUAAUCACUUACUUUAAUUGCCAUUUCAUUUUCUUAGAACAUCUGUUAUGUCAUAAUUUUUAUAAUUGCUUUUGAUUUAAAACUUUUAGUAUAGUUUUUUGUUGUUUUCUUGUCAGUAUUUCUUUCUACAACCAGCUUCUCAGUAUUCCAAUCAUAACUCUGUUUAUGUCAAGUAGCAACCCAACUAAUUCAUCUUCACCCGUUCUUUAGAUUUUGUAUUCGACUGCUUGAAGUAGUAUUCGACUCUUCCAUAAGUACGAAGUACAGACAGAAGAACACACUAAUGAUGUACGGUUACCGGGGACUUUUUGCACUCUUCAUGAGUAGUAUUGAGUAGGAACUUGAGUGGCCUUAUGCAUUUUAUAUGAGUUCUCAUAAUUGUGGGCUUCAUUAAACCUUGCUGAUUGAAAUGAAUGAAGGAGGUUGGUAGAAGAAGCAUCGUCAUGCUCUUCCCCAGCAACAAAGGUUAUUAACAUUUCGUGCAAGUGAAGGUUAAUCAACAUCCAUUCAAUUGCGGUUAAACAAAUGGCUAUGUUAUGUUGAAAUGGGUUAUGUUCAAAACAGUCGGUCGCUUAGGAUGUGUCGUGGGUUAUGUGAAUGUAAAUGACUGCGAAUUGACUCAAAGUCUAUUGUAGCGGCUAAAAAGAGGAGGGCCAUUUCUAUGAUAAUCUAAAGUGUCUUAACGUCAUCCAUGCCCCCGGCCCCCAAUGUUACCUUGAAGCUGUCCUCUCUUUCACUAUAAUUCUCUCUACCUUUGAGAGGGACUCUGUUGGUUCCUCUCUCUCUAUCUCUCCCUCAAUUAUGUUCUCACCAUCAGGCAACAGUAUUUCAUCCUUUCUCACUUCUACCAAAAUCUAUUGCACUUGCUUGUCUUAACCUCAAUGGGACUGGGAGUACUGGAAAUACCAAUGCUUUCUUUCCUGUGGGAGACAAUGGACAGGAUGUCAAAAGACUAUCCUCUUCCCUGAAAGAAGAGGAUAGUCAAAAGACUGUGGGGCAUUAGGUCUAGGCGUUCUUUCUCAUUUGCUUGUUUUUUGGCAUUAAAUGAGGAAUAUUUUCAUUGAUGAUAUCUGCUCUCCACUAUUGGAAACUCAGCUGCCUCUUUUAGACCCUUACAAGACAGUCAAAAACCUCAGUGAUGGCUGGAAGAUAACUGCAAUGAUAAUCCAAAUCAUACGGAUAACACAAGCAGGCGAACGACGAGAGAAAAGUUGUCAGAUAACUGAUAAAUGUGUUCUAUUUGAAUUUAUCAUAUUUCUCUGAAAAAAAACAAGCCUGACUUAUUUGUGUGGUUGAGUUGGUUUUGUCUGGUUCACGUCAUGUACAGUUGGCUGUACUAGGUCAGAUCUUAUUUUUAAGAUCAUAAGCUGCAUUUUCCCGUGUGAUCCUGCCAGUUGUAGAUGUAAAUAUCUUCAAAGGUGAAUCAAAGGGAUCCAUAGAACAUGGUUUUUUAUUUAGUUAUAAUAAUGACGAAAAAAUACUCCUUUCUGACUCAUUCGAAAUUUGUUACUCUGCUCUAUCAUUUCGCAUCCUGCCAGUCAACUCAUGGAGAUAUUGCUUUUAAAACAAGAAAAAGAUGUCACUUAUAUUGUUCUCUAAUUACCAAGUUUGUUUUCGUCCACAGGAAGAUGGUUGGGGAUAGAACAUUAAAACUACUAUCAGGUUCUUGCUACUUGCCACACCCAGCUAAGGAGGAAACUGGAGGAGAAGAUGCUCAUUUUAUUUGUAUUGAUGAGCAGGCCAUUGGUGUAGCAGAUGGGGUUGGUGGUUGGGCUGACCUUGGUGUUGAUGCAGGAAAAUAUGCCAGGGAACUCAUGUCUCAUUCUGUGUCUGCAAUUCAAGAAGAGCCGAAAGGCUCCGUUGAUCCAGGUAGGGUUCUGGAGAAAGCUUACUCCAGCACAAAGUCCAGGGGAUCUUCAACAGCUUGUAUUAUUGCGCUCACCAACCAGGUUUGUCAGACAUUUCGUGUCUAGAAACCACUUUAUUUUCUGGACACGUUAGUUGAUUUCACUCAUAUUUGACGUUUUGCACAUGAUGGGUAUGUGCUACACAUGCAUUCUGCAAAAAAUUAUUUAUUUCCUGAACAAUCUACACAUGUGCUACACAUGUUCUAGUACUUACGAUAGGUGCAUUUGAUUAGUCCUAGAUAAACCAUGACAUAUUUCUUCGUCAUAAUAGCCGCAGCAAACCAUGGUUUGCAAACUUUGUGGAUUGCAGCAUGACUAAUAUUUUCAUAUAUUCCGGUCAUAAAAGUGAUGGCCAACUAUUCUUCUUGCUUCGCUCUGCUGUGGCGGCCAACUGUUCGUAUUCCUUAGUUUUAGACGUACAAUUUUUGAGUUUUGUGUAUAUCAUCUACCAAUUGUUGACUGGUUUAUUACUUUUGACUCGGAUUUUUUCUUUUCGAUUCAGGGUGUUCAUGCUGUCAAUCUAGGAGACAGUGGCUUCAUAGUGGUGAGGGAAGGAUGCACGAUAUUUCGAUCGCCUGUGCAGCAGCAUGAUUUUAACUUCACAUACCAACUUGAAAGUGGGAAUGGUAGUGAUCUCCCGAGCGCCGCCCAGGUCAGACUCAUCCUUCUCGUUCUCUACUGAUUAGGGGAAUCAAUAGGCCCGAUAGACCCCUUUGGAAAGCCAAGAUUUCCAUGCAAGCAUCCUGGGUUUACACACGUGACUCCCCCAACCCCUCUCUCUCUCUCUCUCUCUCUCUCUCUCUCUCUCUCUCUCUCUCUCUCUCUGGAGUGCUAAUAGAGGGCCAGCAGGGCGCGCCCCUAUGUGGGACUCAAUUCAUAGUAGUCCCGACUCAUAGUUUCUCUGAUAUCGCGCUCUUACCAUACGCAGAAGCUCUUCUUUUUUUCUUCUUCGGGUAAUGAAAUUCUGUUCGUCGUUGAACAUCGGCAGGUGUUUACCUUCCCCGUGGCUCCGGGCGACGUGAUUAUUGCGGGGACGGAUGGACUGUUCGACAACCUGUACAACAACGAGAUCACGGCGGUGGUUGUCCACGCGGUGAGGGCGGGGCUUGGGCCGCAAGUGACCGCGCAGAAGAUCGCCGCGCUGGCGCGGCAGCGGGCGCAGGACAAGAACAGGCAGACACCCUUCGCCACGGCGGCCCAGGAUGCCGGCUAUCGCUACCACGGCGGCAAGCUCGACGACAUCACCGUCGUCGUCUCUUACAUCACUGCGUCCGACAAGUGA
Spirodela intermedia is the source of this 4093-nucleotide messenger RNA. The record is from the annotation of a GenBank genome assembly. NCBI's taxonomy places the organism in Eukaryota, Viridiplantae, Streptophyta, Magnoliopsida, Alismatales, Araceae.